AUGAAGGAAGAAGAAGGAAAGAAAGAGAGAGCGGGGGAGGGAGAGAGGAAAAGAGAGAGAGGAAGGAACAAAUGAAGGAAGGAAAGAGAGAGAGAGAGGAAGGGAGGAAGGAAGGAAGGGAGUACAAGCAACAUGUUAAUUGAGUCAAAUGCCAUCACCCUUAGUGUUUCCCAUGUUUAAACAUAAUUGGAAACUCAUUUUAUCCAACGCGCCCUUUCAAAAAGAAAGUGGAAAGUUCCACCUCUUGUUAUUUUGCAUAAAAUUCCUUGCUUCUAAUGCCUGUUUCUCUGCCCCCAUCCAUUUCUCUUUACAGAUACUGACAAAGGAAGAAUCCAAAUGGGGUGCAAAUGCUGUAAAAUGAUUAAAAGUUACAUCUUUCAUCCCCAAGACGUGCAGACGGCCACAUACAUCAAUGAGAUAAAUAACCACAAAUCGGAUGAAGAUGAAGAAAGAGGGAGGUUUCAUUGCAAACAGAACAGUGACAUUCCGGGCCAUAGAAAUGAAAUCCAGAUUGCCGAGACGCCGGUAGCAGCAAACCAAAGCAGAUUCCACUACUCCAAAGAUGCUCUCUGGAGCUCCAGAAUCCCUUCCCUUCCGGACAAAGGACUUGGAAACGCCGUAGUAAAAUGUAACGUUAAUGGGAUCCACUCCUCCAAAAAUAUCGGGCCCCCUCCUCAUAAAACCCAACCUAAAGAGAUUAACCUGCACAGCUCUUCCACUCAGCAGCCUGAUCCUCCAGGCAAAAGAGUUUUCCAGCCAAAAACAGGUGAUAAACUCGAGUUCUUUGAUCCUGAAAAUCAAACUUUGGAAACUUUGAAUGCUCUUUGUGAGGAGGAGGGCUCUCGGACUACUGCCGAAUCCAUUUUUUCCAUACCGUGUGCCCUACCAGAGAUCCGAGACAACGACUUCCGGUUGGAUAUUCCGUCUUUUCUCCCCGAGGACAGCUGUGCUGAGAAAUCGAACCUCUCAAACCCUCUUGUACAAAUUAACCAAAGCACGGAAACCAUGACAGUCAUCCACAACUGGAACCCGCCGUGCGGCGAGUCCGAGGAAGGGGUCCGUGUCUGGAGGACGAGUCCUUUCGGCUUCUCAUUCGAGGACCAAAUAGCCACCGAGAUCCUCUCUGGCAGGAAGAAGGGAGAACCUGCAUGGGAAGCCAGAUGCGAUGGCUUCGCCAAGGUCAACGGAGAACUGGAAGAAGAUGCAGAAGUCGCAGAGGCCCUGGCAGCCCUGGAGGCCGCUACGGCAGGUGAAAAUUUUGAAGAGGAAGAGGAGGAAGACUAUUAGGUGGCUGUUUGGGAUAGUGAUGAUGAUACGUGCUUCUUCAACAAGGAGGAGUUGCUUCACUUGAGAAAGCCACUUGGAGGUCUGGUCUCAGCAGGAUGGUCAUAGCUGGUCAAAGGAAUUGACCAAAUAAGAUGUAUAAUGACAGUAGACAUCAUUGGGUCAACUCUACACUUAUUCCAGCCCCAUGGGAUGAGCUUUCCUGAACAUCACCCAUCUAAUGUUCAUGGACCAAUCUUCUACUACCCUAGAAGACCUUGGUCAAGGCCUCUUUAUUUGACCAUGGUCUGAGAACAUAUCCAUCUUGUAAGGAACGGCUCUCCAGACUUAUGUUUAGAUGGCUUGCAGGAUGUCCAUAUAUUGUCCGGAAGGGCAAAGAGAAGAUUCUUGGUUAUGGAAACAUAAAAACCAAGCAUGAGCAGGAAUUUCCCAUAAAUUCCUGGAGGGAGAAGGGGUUGUUUUUAAUAAACGAAUUCUGUGUAGCCCAUGGUAGGGCUUAUGCGAUAGUGGGAUUUUUGUGUGUGUGUGUUUGUGUCCUGUUUUAAAGUGGUGGGAAAGUAGGCUGGGGAUUGUAAGCCUUUAUUAAUAUUUGGUGCUCAA
This is a messenger RNA of Ahaetulla prasina, 1884 nucleotides long. RefSeq names its product chromosome 8 C4orf19 homolog (gene PGCKA1). The record is from RefSeq and is a predicted model, not a curated record. The transcript is spliced from 2 exons. NCBI's taxonomy places the organism in Eukaryota, Metazoa, Chordata, Lepidosauria, Squamata, Colubridae. The coding region runs from base 337 to 1287 and encodes 316 amino acids.